AUGAAAAGAAAAGGAAGACCUAGGAAAUUAGAAAAGCAUAUAAAAACUGAUCUGAAAUUAAAUAAAAGAGAUAAAAAUAAGCGCGAAAAGGCGAAAAAAAGUAUUGAUCAAAGUGAAAUCGCUGAAAUCUGCAAACUCCCUUUAGAAGAGAUGAAAGAAAAAGCUCUAUCUUUAGAUAUUAGCCAGCAAGAAACAAUUUAUCAGCUACUAAGUCAGCCACCUAAUUGAAUCAAAGAAACUGCUAAUUUGCAUGAAAAUUUUCCUGAUCUCUCCAAGAGUCUCCCAAGUCAUCAGAAAGUUUCAUCAAAAAUAACUCACAUAAUUUCAAGUAUCAUGAUUUCAGCUGGAGAUGUCAUGCCUCCAAAUCCUCAAACUGUGCAAAUUCUCACUGAAUAUAUCCAUAAAUUUAUAAAAGCAGAAUCUUUACUACCCCCAAAUGAACUGAAAGAGAAAUACUCAAAACUAUACAAAAAAUUGCAAGAUUCCAAAGACCUUGAAAAAGAAAUUGCAUUUGAAGAUGAAUUAGAAGAAGAGAGCGAUGAAGAGAUGAAAGAAAUGGACAGAGAAGCAAAUUUAAGCUUUGAAAGGUUAGAAUUUAACGACUUACGGACCAAAGAUAUGAACCCUGAAGAAUACCAGCAGUUUAGUGCCUGCAGAAGAACAAAUUUCAACAGUCUUGGAAAGAAAAAAUUCCUUAAGUGGAGCUCAUGUCAGCAUUCAUUUGAAUUGCUUGCACAAGUUGCCUGGGAAAAAAUAUACUCAAUGGCUGAAAAUGCAAUCAGAAAACGGAAUCACGAAGGAAAGCUGACUAUUCAAAGCACAGCAAUUACACCCGAAGAGCUGGAGUUGGUAUAA
Blepharisma stoltei is the source of this 855-nucleotide messenger RNA. The record is from the annotation of a GenBank genome assembly. Lineage: Eukaryota; Ciliophora; Heterotrichea; Heterotrichida; Blepharismidae.